CUUCAUGGCUGUGGUGAAUAUCAGUGUGAACGCGGACCAUUUUCACUCGAGUAUUUCCCUUGAAAUUGUGCCAUUUCCCUUGCAAAGGGUCUUCAAAGUGCUCCAAAAUCUUGCUCAUAGUGUUCGCUGUCUUCCCAUUGACGCCACCACGAACAGGUGUGGAUGAGCCACAGGAAGGUGUGCAGAUGAGACAAAGCGCAGAGAAGAGGCUGACGAAGUGAAGCACGUGGAGGAAGAAAGAUGUGAGAAGCGGGAGAAUUUUUGGCAAAAAUCAAGACUGAGGAAGAUAAAAUAUCUGUCGAGUGCGUGUUGGUGAAGAGUAGCGAUAUGGCUGCUACACAAAAUGGCAGCAAGAGCAUCAACGGCGGUGGCGGCAGAGAAUUCGUGGAGGGAUGGACCCUGGCACAGACUCUCGGCGAAGGAGCAUAUGGAGAGGUGAAAUUGCUGAUAAAUCAUCAAACUGGUGAGGCGGUGGCGAUGAAGAUGGUCAAUUUUGACCGACAUCCCGAUGCCAAAGUGUCUGUGAAGAAGGAGGUGUGCAUCCAGAAGAUCCUGCAGAACCCUCGAAUACUGAAGUUUUACGGGAAAAGGACUCAGGGAUCGAUAGAGUAUAUUUUCCUCGAAUAUGCGGCCGGCGGUGAGCUUUUUGAUAGGAUUGAACCCGAUGUUGGAAUGGCGCAGAGUGAGGCACAGAGGUAUUUUUUGCAACUCAUGUCCGGCGUAAAGUAUCUCCAUGAGCGCGGUGUGGCCCAUCGAGAUCUCAAGCCCGAGAAUAUUCUUCUGGACGAGAGGGACAACAUAAAAAUUUCAGACUUUGGUAUGGCCACCAUGUUUAGGAUGAAGGGACAGGAGAGACUUCUCGACAAACGAUGUGGAACAUUGCCUUACGUGGCGCCCGAAGUUCUUGUGCGACCUUACGCUGCAACGCCGGCUGAUAUUUGGUCUUGUGGCAUCAUCCUCGUUACUCUGUUGGCUGGAGAAUUGCCGUGGGACAAACCGACGACAUCGUGUAAGGAUUUUCUCAUGUGGAAGGAAAAUACCACGUGGACGUCGAUAACGCCGUGGAAGAAGCUGACAACACUGCAAUUGUCGCUGUUGAAGAAAAUUCUUGCCAUUGAGCCCAAGGAGAGAUUGACUAUGCAGCAAAUUUUGGAUCACAAAUGGUGCAAUUUGAGGUUCAGUUCAACAGAUUGCGCUAAUGCGGAUGACCCACUGCAACACCAGAGAAAGCGACUUCGUUCAGAUUUGGACAUCUCUGGAGAGCGCGAGAUCAGCGGUAGGAUUUACUUAACGCAGCCCAAUGAGCGCUCAACGGACACCACAGACGCUGUUGGUCUGGAAAUGCAAACUAGUGGCUUCUGCUUCUCGCAGCCGACGCUCCUGGACGACCUCAUUCUGUGCAGUCAGAUAAAUCCGACACAAGGCACGCAGUCGAGUCAAAGUCUGAUGCAGCGCCUCGUGAAGCGAAUGACACGAUUCUUCGUGGUCACAAAGUGCGAAGAGACCAUCAAAAGGAUUUCCGCUGCUGUGAGCAAGCUGGGCUGCACGUGGAAGUGCGGCGAGGGCGGAACGAUGACGGUGUCCACAGUGGACAGGAGAAAGCUGCAGCUCAUCUUUAAGGUUACCCUCAUUGAGAUGGAUGGCCGCUUGUUGGUGGACUUCCGGCUGUCGAAAGGGUGCGGCCUGGAGUUCAAGCGGAGCUUCAUCAAAAUCAAGAACACACUGAAAGACAUUGUGGAUAGUUAGGAGGAUGACUUGUGCCAUUGACGCUCUUUUGCACGAAACGUCGAGAGCGAUGACCUCCGGAGGUCAAGUGGUUGGCGUUGCGGCGAGUGGCGCGUCAUUCGGCAACAGCCAAGACGGAGGGAAGCUGACUCACUGACGAAAAUAUCAGCGCAGAAGAAUAUUAAUAGUUUUUUAUUGAUCAACUGACAUCUAAGUUAAGUGUUACAUUGUAUUUCACCGUUUGACGAUUUUCUCAAAUAAAUGAUUUAAGCAUUGUA
Messenger RNA from Phlebotomus argentipes, 2003 nucleotides. RefSeq names its product serine/threonine-protein kinase grp (gene grp). The transcript is spliced from 7 exons. Bases 328 to 1746 code for a protein of 472 amino acids. The record is from RefSeq and is a predicted model, not a curated record. Gene Ontology annotation, molecular function: protein serine/threonine kinase activity; ATP binding; tau-protein kinase activity. Gene Ontology annotation, cellular component: cytoplasm. Gene Ontology annotation, biological process: DNA damage checkpoint signaling; microtubule cytoskeleton organization; protein phosphorylation. Lineage: Eukaryota; Metazoa; Arthropoda; Insecta; Diptera; Psychodidae.